Exophiala oligosperma is the source of this 2025-nucleotide messenger RNA. RefSeq lists its product as uncharacterized. Lineage: Eukaryota; Fungi; Ascomycota; Eurotiomycetes; Chaetothyriales; Herpotrichiellaceae. The record is from RefSeq and is a predicted model, not a curated record. Gene Ontology annotation, molecular function: zinc ion binding; DNA-binding transcription factor activity, RNA polymerase II-specific; transcription cis-regulatory region binding. The transcript has a single exon. Bases 1 to 2025 code for a protein of 674 amino acids. Gene Ontology annotation, cellular component: nucleus. Gene Ontology annotation, biological process: positive regulation of transcription by RNA polymerase II.
AUGGCAAAUCGUCCUGGACAAACACAACCUCAGCAGACCAAGCGCACCGGGAAAAGCUUCGGUGGAUGUCUCACCUGUCGCGAGCGCCGCUUGAAAUGCGAUGAAUCGCGGCCCAGCUGCACAAGAUGCUCGAGGGCGAACUUGCGAUGUAAAGGCUACGGCGUGAGAUUAAAAUGGACCAAUAAUGAGGGAAACGUUGGCGCAGAGUCACCGUUGAGCGGACCAAAUGGCAGAUACUUCCAACGGUCGAAGAUGGUAUCGAAGCGCAUUCUCGAGCCAUCUGCUAUCUCGCGUGCCGAAGUCCUGGGUAUUCAGAGCAGUCUGUCCCACGCUGAUCAAAAUAAACAGCCAGCUUCUUCGUCCAACGCCCUCUUCUCAGUCUUUACAACACAGCCCCAUGAGGCAACUACACCCAAAGAUCAUCAUGCAUCACCUUUGGCUGAACCAGUGGUACGAGAAAAGGUCGAUAUCAAUAUUGCCAGCGGGUCGCCAGAAGUGACUUCCGAACCAGUACACAAUCAGCAAGCAGCGCCACCACUGGAUGGUGAUCUUGACUCUGGAAUGUCAACUUACCUCGAAGGCUCCGAGAUAUACCAUAAUAUUGGUGAUGACCUGAGCGGCUCGACCUACAAUGACAUUCGGACGGCAUGUCUUGCUCCAGAGAGGCUCCAAACUCGCCAGCACCGGCAAAGCACUUCAUCAUGGCAAGCUACUCACAAUCUCUCCGAUGGAGAAUCCAUCUGCUCCCCCUAUGGGCCGAUGUUCACAGAGGCUGUUUCGUACGGAGAACUAUCUCUCGACGAUGCACUCCUUUCGCCGGCAUCUAUCAACGACCACGAACUUCCCCGCCUAACGGAGUCGGGAUUCGGUGCAGCACACCUACACCUCGACCUUUUACCCGCACCUUCUGAUCAGUGCGAACUUAUUCAUCAUUGGAUCAACUUCCUUUCGAUGUCAAUGUCACCAGUUGUCAAGGAGGACAGCUCAUAUCAUACGAGACUCACACCUAUGGCUCUGGCGGGCCUGAACUCUGAUUCCGGGAAAUCCAGCGGAGGCAUUGCUGUCUUUCAUGGGAUAUGUGCAGCAUCAGCAUUUAAUCUUUCCAACAUUAAAGCCAACGAUGAUCGAUUUUGGCGGCUGGGUAUCCGGCAUCGUCGGUUGGCGCUCUACCACUUGCGUCAUUCCAUGCAGGACAGUGCUUCCACCAAAGACGACUCUGUGUGGGCUGCAAUCUGGACAUUCUUGUACCAAGAAGGUGUUCGUGGUCAGGCAUACGAAUGGAGGACGCACGUGGAGGGUUUGCGUAGUCUCAUUCUAGCAGAUCCGGAAGCCAUACGGCAAAGUGAUCUAGCUCGACCUGUCUACGAAUCGUUUCUUUGCCUCACGAUCAUGGGCAACGUCCAACUAGAUGCCGAACUCACCGCUCUAAUGAGAAAGCUGCCACCAGAUUUGGACUACCUACAGCCAGUCCACGGCAUCACUCGUGUUCUGCUGGAAAUUAUCUUGAAGAUUUCCUGUCACAUAGCGUCCCCAUCUCCUGAGGUCGACAUCAUAGCCGACAGAAUCGAGCUACAGUUAUUACUCUACUGUCCAGCGAAUAUCACAACAGCAGGCCUAGACAAGGGUGCCGCCCGGACUCUUGUCCGUUACUCUCACGUAUACUAUGACGCCACCCGCAUUCACUUCCAAAGACUGCUUCGAAAAAAAGAUCCAACGCUUCUCCAAGACCUGGUUGCAAGCGCGAUUGGGCACCUGGAAGCGAUUGAAGCCGACCAAACCAACCCCCACGGGUGUAUAUGGGUAUGGCCGGCCUUGGUGAUAGCUGCUGAGUGCACAGACCUGCAUUUACAGCAGCGUAUGCUGGCCUGGUUCAAAAGCAAGAGGAGGCACGGCUUCAGAAACCUCGAGGUCGCUUGUGAUCUCGCGAGGAAGGUUUGGACCACGAGGGUGGAAUCCACCCCGGGGAGUAACAUCCACUGGCACGACUUCAUUAAUGGCACCAAAUACGAUGCUCUGCCUCUUUGA